Messenger RNA from Olea europaea var. sylvestris, 553 nucleotides. RefSeq lists its product as uncharacterized. The transcript has 3 exons. The coding region runs from base 80 to 538 and encodes 152 amino acids. The record is from RefSeq and is a predicted model, not a curated record. NCBI's taxonomy places the organism in Eukaryota, Viridiplantae, Streptophyta, Magnoliopsida, Lamiales, Oleaceae.
CAUGCCAAAUAUCCGAAUCGCCACCCACUUUUUAUUCUUAAAGCAUUCAUUUUUCUUACUUUUCUUUCACGAAAUUUGAAUGCUUUUCUUGGUCUUCUUCACAUUUUGGACAGACCCAAGUUGCCAAAAAAUAGUUGCUUCUCUGGAUAAUUUAGAUACCCAGUUUUUGGCAUCAAAGAUGGGCUCUGGGGUUUGGUUUAAGAAUAUAAUCAGCAAAAAGAAGGUGAAAAGCACCAGAUCAGAAAAAUUCAAGAGAUAUUCAGCACCUGAAAAAUCAAAGGGGUACAAGGAGGAAAACAGCUCUAGGAAAGGGGUCCCUACAUUUGCAAAUGGUGCUUCUGCCAUAAGUCGUGGGCUUAUUUGCUUCGCCUCCGAGGAUAUUGCUGCCGCUCGAAUUCAGACUGCAUUCCGGGCAUACAGAGUAUGUCAUAUUCCUUGUUAUGUUCAUUUCUACCAUCUUAGCUUUCGUGGCAUAUUUUUAAUUCCCUUAAUUCUUCCUUUUCCCCUGCCACAAUUGUUGGGAGGGAUUAAAACAUAAGAUUAUGUUCAUUUC